This is a messenger RNA of Protobothrops mucrosquamatus (brown spotted pit viper), 1324 nucleotides long. RefSeq names its product DnaJ heat shock protein family (Hsp40) member C30 (gene DNAJC30). Lineage: Eukaryota; Metazoa; Chordata; Lepidosauria; Squamata; Viperidae. The record is from RefSeq and is a predicted model, not a curated record. The transcript has a single exon. The coding region runs from base 28 to 741 and encodes 237 amino acids.
CGCCGCCGGCUUUUAAAGACGCUGCCAAUGGCCCUGGCGAGAUCGCAGCGCCAGUCAAGGGCUUCCUCUGUCCUCGUCUCAGAUCUCCUCCGGUCGUCCUAUGGAGCCGGGCUUAGGCCCCAAAAAGCAGCGCUGCCUACCCUUGUCUUUCCCGUCCUCUUUCGUGGGCGAUCAGGUCCUGGCCAGGGUAAUGGCCAGGAAGGGGGAAACGUUUGGCACCGUGCUCGCCCGAAGGACCUGUACGAAUUGCUGGGAGUGCAAAGCAACGCUACUCAGGCCCAAAUUAAGACUGCUUACUAUAAACAGUCCUUUCUCUAUCACCCAGAUCGGAAUGCGGGCAGCGGGGAGGCGGCUGAGCGCUUCAUCCACGUCACUCAGGCCUAUCAGGUGUUGGGCAGCCUCAGCCUGCGCAAGAAGUACGACCGUGGCCUCCUCACCCAGAAGGACAUGUCCAAUGCUAAGAAGCCGUCCGGCAAAAGUAAAGCAGCAACUCAGACAGUGUCCAAGAAGACGCAGUCUUACACAUUUGGUCGUCCUUCGGGCAAGCCCAUCUUCAACUUUGAUGAAUUUUACCGAGCCCAUUAUGGUGAGCAAUUGGAACGGGAGCGCCUUUUGCGGCUAAAGCAGCAAGAAUUGCAGAAGCGCAAAGAGACCGUGAAGCAGGAGAAGUACAGACUCUUAGAAACUUUUGUCCUCAUGCUAUUUUUAUCGGGUGUCAUGAUCCUACUCAGAUUCCAGUGAAAAGAAGAAAGUUGUGCUAACCUCAUAUGCUGAUCUUUUGGAGAAGCUUUGGAAGCAGGUGAAAAAGAACAGUGCCAAGAGAUUUGUGAAUUUCUCCUGCAGGCCAUUCAUUCAGCAGCUUUUGGGUUAUAUGAACAAUCUCUUGGGGAACUUUCAACUAGUGCCUAGAGGACUUUACGGUUUUAGAGGAAUUUGAAGCAGCCAUAAUUUUAUGUGGUUAGUUGUCCAUGCUUAACAACCUUUGGAGAAGAAAUAUAGGUGCUUGCCAAUGCAAAAUAUUAUUCUUCCUCUUGGAAGGAAGGAAUGGAAAGAUUUGAGGUUGUUUUUCCUUUCUUUUCACAGGAGUUGAAAUGUUGCCUCUUUCUGCAUAGGCAUAUUUAUAUUAUUGUUGAGACUUGUUCUGGAUUUGGGCCCAAAGCUGCUGCAGAAUGUAAAAAUGCAAAAAGAAAUUUGAAUGUUAUAAACAAAUAUUUCAUUUUUGUUAAGCAUUCAAAUAGAUGGACAGUUUGACUUCUGGUACUGAGAGCCAAUCAUGUCUUUAUCCUAAAUGUAAUUUAAUCGGAUAAACUAUUUUACCACUGUG